This is a messenger RNA of Mesorhabditis belari, 2601 nucleotides long. NCBI's taxonomy places the organism in Eukaryota, Metazoa, Nematoda, Chromadorea, Rhabditida, Rhabditidae. The record is from the annotation of a GenBank genome assembly.
AUGAGAAGAGUGGUUCUCCGGCUGGAAAAACGGCAACUACUCGGUAUAUUCACCAGAAACCUCUCGAAAAACACAUCUCGUACGAAGGAAACAAGCGAAACCCCCUCUGAAGAGAGCCAAGAAGAUUAUUUCCAGGAUCUCAACGCUCGAAUCAACAAGUACAAGCACGAGCUCUCAAAAAACAAGUCGUUGGCCAGUUUCCGUGCUCGAGAGCUCACCUCUCAAAUUGCCAACAUCUCUCAAAGUAUAGCUUCCGUAAAGUCCAAACAGAGCCUCCUCUCUAGCCUCAUGGAUCCUAACUCUUUGUCAAAUAUACCAUCGAGUGUUUCAAUUGAGAUUUUAAGCAAUGGAACAGCUCAAAUGGCUCCCUCAAUUUUUCUACGGACCCCUCUGAAAACAUAUUUAUUCAAUUGCCCAGAAGGUGCCGCUCGCUUUAUUCCAAGCUUGCGAUUAAAAGGCAACAAUAUUCAAGAUAUUUUUGUAACAAGGGGUGUUUGGGAUAACAUUGGAGGCAUCUCUGGAAUUUUGUUGGGAAAGGAUCCAUCGACGCCAAUUACACGAUUGCACGGUGCAAUGAGCGUCAAGAAUUUUCUCGAAUGCAUCCGUCCAUUUCAAGACGCUGAUUUCGGUUCAGCAAAAUAUCCGAGUCAGGUGGAAGAAUGUCCUUUCUCUCAAGGAGUCUAUGAGGAUCCUGCGAUGAAGGUCACCUAUAUUCCGCUAAGCGCACCUCUUUCUGCAAGUGUUGGCAACAGGAAGGGUUCAUCCUUGGAUAUGGCCUAUCUUAUUCAACUUACUAAACCCACGAGGCGCAUCGAUGUCAAUAAAAUUUUGAAGUUAAAGGUGCCUAAAGGGCCGUUAAUUGGACAGUUAAAAGCUGGAAACUCGAUAACGCUUAGCGACGGGUCUGUGAUUACUCCAGAUGAUGUUUAUAUGGAUGAAGACCCAAACGGAACAGAAAUGCCUGUACUACUGGUAGCUGAAUGUUUUGACCAGCAUUGUCUGGAUUCUCUUGCUUCUAGUUCAGUUCUACAACCAUUUCUCAAUGGGACUCAAACUUUGAAUUAUAUGGUUCAUCUCUCCAAAUCGGACAUCUUGAGACUGCCAAAAUACGAAAACUUUCUAAGUGGGCUGGGAUCAGAUUGUCAGCAUAUUAUCGUGAACGGAGACGGCCCGUGCAUCCCUCAUUCAGAAGGAAUCUAUCGUCAGCAAAGGCGUCUGCAUCAACUUUCUGGAAUUCUCUACCCCGAUCUUUUUCCCAAAUGGACCGGAAUAGUGACACAAAACUCUAAAUUGGCACGAAUCGAUAAAUCAUUUGUUUAUGCUGCCCCUUUACAACGAUUUUACAUGCGCACCGGUGGAGGAGAAGAGCCGAUAACUCUUGAUUUACGCGAAGAAUUACUCGAGGACGAGAGAAGUAAAGACUGCCAGAAUACCACGGAGGAAAAAGAUAUAUUUAAAAAGAAGUGCUUUGAGCUUGUAGAAAUGUCUGAAAAGGUGUUAACUGAAGAGCCCGUCGAAUUUCCGUGUGUUUCAUUUUUGGGGACAUCGUCAGCAACUCCAAGUAAAUACAGAAAUGUUACUGGCUAUCUGGUAGAGACAAGCCCAUCUUCUUCAUUUCUCGUUGAUGUUGGAGAAGCUACUCUGGGCCAAUUACGAGUACUUUAUGGUGAUCAAAGAUGUCUAGAGAUUCUGGUUGGUUUAAAUGCUGUUUUUAUCACACAUGCUCAUCAGGACCACAUUGGUGGUAUCUUUUCCAUUAUUGAAAAGCGACGAGAGGCUUUCACAAAGCUUGGCAUCCCUUUUAAAAAAAUGGCAUUGAUAUGCAAUAGAAAUGUCACCAAGCCACUCAAAACCUAUACACAAAGCUUUUCAAGCAUUGAGGAUCUUUAUGUUGAAGUCAAUCUAUCAACAGUUGUUUCAACUUCCCACGAGAGGAACAUACCACUUUCUCCAGUUCAAGAAAUUACACCACUUUUGCCGCAUGACUUAUACAACGCAUCGCUUUGGGGAAUUGAACAUGUUCGCGCAGUCCAAGUUCACCACACUCGAAUGGCAAAUGGAUUUGUUUUUCUAUGUAAGGGCAAGAAGCUAGUCUUUAGUGGCGAUACAAAACCAUGUGACCUGUUAGUUAAAGAAGGUGAUGAAGCGGAUUUAUUGAUACAUGAAUGCACAUUUGAAGAUGGAUUUGAGAAAGAUGCAGAACGAAAGAAACACUCAACAAUGGGUCAAGCUGUUGAUAUUGCGAUGCGCAUGAAAGCAAAAUCUACAAUCCUUACGCAUUUUUCGGCUCGAUAUACAAAGGUUCCACCCCUGCCAGACUAUUUGGAUGAAAAAGGAAACAUUGGCGUGGCAAUGGAUAAUCUAAGAGCACGAUGUGAUCAUUGGCAAUUGAUUCCUCGGCUAAUUCCCCUGUUUCGGCACAUGUUUAAAGAAGAGCUAUUUGAAUUGGGUCUAAGAAAAGAUCAACGUGAUCUACGCCAACAAGUGAUCGAUUUCAAAAACAGCGAGAGUGUUGUCAAUGUUCAGAAGACAGUGGUCGGGAAGAGAGCUGCUCCUUCAAAUCUUAGCAAAAAUUCGAAGAAAAAUCGUACUCCUAAUUCU